Zingiber officinale is the source of this 456-nucleotide messenger RNA. Its product is annotated as beta-carotene isomerase D27, chloroplastic-like. Gene Ontology annotation, molecular function: iron ion binding. The coding region runs from base 1 to 456 and encodes 151 amino acids. Lineage: Eukaryota; Viridiplantae; Streptophyta; Magnoliopsida; Zingiberales; Zingiberaceae. The record is from RefSeq and is a predicted model, not a curated record. The transcript has 4 exons.
AUGAUUGACAGGUUCGGGUUCUUCAUGCAAAUAUUUCCUCCGCUCUUGCUUGUUCUUUUUAAGAUGCUUAUAGCACCAGUUAAUGAAGGGAAAAUAGCAUCUAUGAUGCUUGCACGAGCAACUGCAAUCUUAUGCCAAUGGCUGAUGGGCCCAUGUUUAGUUAAUUCUAUUGAUCUGGAUGAUGGGUCAUCCUGCUCCAGUGGCGUCUUUGUUGAGAGAUGCAAGUAUCUUGAGGAAAAUAAAUGUCUGGGAGUAUGUGUCAUUACGCUGCCACCCUCUACCUUUAGGUGUUCUCAUAAGAACUCGAAUCACUCAACUGCAUUCAACUUUGGGCUUCUUCCUCCACCGGCAGCCAGUGACAAAGCCCUCACAGAACCUUGCUUGUCAAUAUGCCCGAGUGCUAGCCGCUGCAAAGAUCUUGGUACCAACAAGUUUAAACAAUGUCCUACAGUUUAA